Messenger RNA from Acanthoscelides obtectus, 6053 nucleotides. Lineage: Eukaryota; Metazoa; Arthropoda; Insecta; Coleoptera; Chrysomelidae. The record is from the annotation of a GenBank genome assembly.
GGCAACAGUGUCAAUUUGAUUAUUGUCGGUUGAAGCCUUCUGCUCGGUCCUGACCCCCUCUUGCCGAUUGUGGGUCGCGUCAUUUUUCGUAUAACGUCGCCUGGGCUGUGCUUCACGCUUUUCGCCUGCUUAAUAUUUUUGUUGAAGUGUAAAUAACAGUGAACUUUUUAUAAAUUACUCCCCUUUGUAAGGAUUAUGGCUUCUUCUACUUCCAUCGAUGGGGAUACCUUUGGCAGUCUGAUUCUUAUCAGGAAAAAAGAUGGAUACCCAGUUCCAUUCGACCUAAGCCCUGGGCAGGUUACAUUUGGCGGAGGAGAUAAUGCAGAUAUCCGAUUAAAAAUUGCGGAUAAACGGUUGCGGGACAUGCAUUGUUUUAUUUAUAUAGAUGAAAAUGGAGUGGCCACACUAGUCAACAAAGCUGGUGAUGAUACGGUUAAAGUAAAUGACAGGCCAGUGAAAAAGAUGCAUGUGUUAAAUCAUCAAGAUGCGAUAGAUGUUCUUGGAAAGAUAUUCCUAUAUGAAAAUGAGAAUUUACGGUGUGAUGAAGUACAAACAGGAAAUGCUGUACCCGGUAUAUCUUCCAGAAAUACUAUACAUGUGUUGGCACAGAAAAAGAGCCCUACAAAGAGUCCUACUUUGAAAGUUAAGUCACCUGUACAGAGAAGACGUAGCAGCUUGAGGCACUCAUCCCAGAUGUCUGUGAUUGAACUUGAUUCACCAGAAAAAUCGUUAGAAGGCAAGAAGUCUCUAAACAGGUCGUCGCUAAACGGAACCCCAAGACAAGUCUACGCACCAGUCGUGGAAGAUGUGUCUCCCGCGACACCCCCGAAUUCGAAGGGUGAUGACGCGAUCAAAACGCCUCUCAAUACUCCUGGCCUAUUCGAAGAUCUUAGGAAGAGCGUUCUACAGUCUAGAACGAGGAGAUCCGGCAAGAAAGAAGAGCCUGCUGUUGAAGAAAGCGAGCAGAAUAUCAACAAUAAAAGGGGCAGGAAUUCUAGCAUAGCUUCUCAAAGCUCUGUGAAGAAAAGGAGGACGAUAACGUACUCAGUUGAAGACGCUUCUGAGGUUGAGAUAGUAGAAGAAAGUGUCGAGUCUUUCAACUCAACUGAAGAUUGGCCUGAAAUAUCUCAAGACCAAACAGACCAUGAGCAUAGGCUUUCUGAUCUGACAAUUGCUUCUUUUGCGAAUCAACCAUUCUCAAAGGUCUUGUCUGAACCGAGAGUAAGGCAAAUGAAGUCUGUACGACUAUCCAGGCACAAUAAAACUAUCGCUGUGGACAAUCUCGAUGGUCCGGAACCAAUCGUCAAAUGUAGUUUCCUCUUGGAGAACGGACUUCGAGAAGAUCUGUUAGACAAAUCUCCCAAACCUUCGACUAGCAAUUUCGUCAAGUCCACUACCUCGGCCUCAAGUCACUUCAUAAGGAACAAAUCAUUACUGAUCGGCUCACCAGCCUCGGCAAAAUUAAAAAGAUUGCAACAAUCUCCCAAAACGGUCAAAGGAUCUCCAAAACUGAAUGUUUCUGAAAAUCUUUCCAAAUUUGUCGGAUUGAAACAGCUGAUGCGUAGGCGCACAAGUCUUUCUUAUAUAUUCGGAAUAAAAAAUUUUAUGUCGGCUCAAAACAAGUCACCGAAGAAUGACACAAUCCAGGAUUCUAUGGAUGAAACAAUAGUAACUGAUUCUUCUAGAUCGAGUAGAACUCUAAAAUUGACUGAAAAUGCCAAGGCUAUAAAGUCUCCCAGACUAUCUACGAAUUUUACCAGGACUCCGCUAGAUGCUAUGAAGAGAUCGAUGUCUACGCCGAAAUCAAUGAAAAAACUUGAAUAUGAAAUUCUUGAUCUAAGCGCAGUAAAAACGCCUAGCAGUGAAUUACAAACACGUGCAUCCAAGACAUCUGUGACGGAAAAUGCUCAAAAUGAUUCUACAAGAACUAAUAAGGUUUUAGCAAGCUCAAUUCCAAAAGAAACUGUAGACGCCGAUAAGACCAAAAGAUUGUCUCGAGCAUCAAGCCGCUUUGAUUCGUCUGAAUAUGAAUUACUAGAUCUAUCGAAAACGGUUCGAGUAGAUCAAUCACGUAAGGGCUUGUUAAAUACUAGCGGAAAAAGAACACUAAAAAAUGUGUUCCUAAAUGGCAAUGGACCCAAGAACUCCAUUUUAUCACCUAGAGGAAUCAACUCUCUCCAAGUGAAGAAUGCAGUGGAGACUCUAAAGACGUAUGCAAGCCUCCCAGACUUGAACGCAGCUGCCACAAGAUCUACAGCUAAUACUUCCAAACGGUCACUGUCAACAUCUAAACAUCGGAACUCCGCUGAAACAUUCGAUGUAGAAAAAGAUAAAUCAGUCAUUGAUCAGUACGACGAUGACCUUCAAGAAGUCAGCAAAACCAGAAAAUCUUCGUCAACUUCUCAAGAAUUGGAUUCGCCUGACAUUGAGAUUAAAAAGAGAAGUUGGUCAUUGAGAAGCUCAAAAUCGAAUACUCGAGCAGGCGGUGACGAUUUAGAAAUCAAUAGAAGAUCCACGAGACGGUCAAGCGCAUGUCAGUAUCCAGCUGAUUUUAUUAGUAUUGAUCUGUCAGGAGUCAGUGGGUCUCUCAUAAGUCUCAAAACAUCAAGUAGUGAUCAGAGCCCUGAUGUAAUUAAAAUCUGUGAUCUAGGGGACAACUUAUUGGAAGCACCGAGUGCUUUCCGAUAUGAUGAAGGCACUGUUGAAGCAGAUGUAACAGAAUCAUUGUCUAGAAAACAAAGUGCUUCCAGAAAAUCUCUGAAAAAUAGUGAUUCCUUCCCACGUAAUGCAAGAAGAUCAAGUGUGGUAGCAGAUUAUGAGAUUCCCAAUCAUACUAGAACAAGAACAAGUUCACUAAGCCAAAAGUCUGCAUCUGAGACUAGUUUGAUAAAUAUAAAUGAUCCAAGAGUUUCCAUGUCAUUUUCAAGGAGGCUGACAAAAACACCAACUGCUGGUGUCAUAACACCUCUUUGUGAAUCUGGUGCUUGGGAAACCGUUCAAUCGAGGAAGUCAUCGCCUGACAUCAACCAACUUCAGAUGAGCUUAAUAAGAGUAUUAAAAACAGGCAGUGGAAAUGAUGAAAAGCUUGUUUCAGGUUCGAGAAGAUCAAUGGCAGAUUCAAGCAUACAGGAUCUUGAAGAUGGCAUAAGGAGUACGCGUGCUUCAAAAGCUUCGUUUUCUACAUCCAAACUUGAAACAAGUGUAUCAAGGACACCCAGUGAUUCAAAGAAACAUAUAUCUGUAUCUCAAACGGCUUCUCCUGUAUUUACAUCUGUUUCAGACGAGGACGUCGCAUUGGAACUCGAUCCAGAAAAAGGUGAACUUGAAAAGCUAACGAGUACACCCAAAACAGAAGAGUUUGAUGAAAUGAAUCUCACUUCAAAAUCGACAAGACAAUGUAGUAGGUUCAUUGAAGAAGUCCUGAAUAUCCCAUUGUCCAAAGCAUCUUCCGUUUCAACCAGAGAUUCUAACACGCCUAAAGCUCUAAAAUCUCCAAACAAUGACUUAACAGGCGUUCGUGAAGUGAAGAGAUUGCUCAAAACUCCAAAAUCUCCCGAGAAAAAUCUGCCGGACAUUCGUGGAGUAAAGAAACUGCUUCAAACUCCUCAAGUACAAAAAUCUCCCGAGAACGAUCUGUCGGACUUUCGUGGAGUAAAGAAACUGCUUCGAACUCCUAGAGUACAAAAAUCUCCCCAAAACGAUCUGUCGAACAUUCGUGGAGUGAAGAACCUACUUAAAACACCCAAAGUUUCAAAAUCUCCCGAGAACGAUUUGUCGGACGUUCGUGGAGUAAAGAAACUGCUUCAAACUCCUAAAGUACAAAAAUCUCCCAAGAACGAUCUGUCGAACAUUGGUGGAGUGAGGAAGUUACUCAAAACACCCAAACUCCCAAAAUCUCCCAAGAACGAUCUGUCGGACAUUCGUGGAGUGAAGAAGCUACUGAAAACACCCGAAGUUCCAAAAUCUCCCGAGAACGAUUUGUCGGACGUUCGUGGAGUAAAGAAACUGCUUCAAACUCCUAAAGUACAAAAAUCUCCCAAGAACGAUCUGUCGAACAUUGGUGGAGUGAAGAACUUACUCAAAACACCCAAAGUCCCAAAAUCCCCCAAAAACGAUCUGACCGACAUUCGUGGGGUAAAGAAACUGCUUCGAACGCCCAAAGUACGAAAAUCUCCCAAGAAUGAUCUUAGCAACAUCGUCCCGUUGAAAAUGUUAAUGUCUACUCCAAAACCGCUAAAAGAACAUAUUAACGAUUUAUCUAAUGUGUCUGGGGUUAAAGACCUGUUCAUUGAAAAACAAGAAGAACUAUUUGAUUCUCUGUUCAACAAGAAACCGGUAAGAAAGUACAGCGCCAGACUGUCUACAUCCAGAACUGAAGAGCAAUUGGGAGAUCAAGAUGACGUGGAUGUUUCUGACAAAAAUGAAAAGGUUGAGCAAUGGGUGAAUCAACAGGACUUUAAUGUCGAGGAUUCGGAAACCCUCAAUGAAGUUAGAAAAACUCCAAAAACUCAGAAAAACAACCCUGAGAAGGUUGGGGAAACUGUUGAUGUUAGUCUUCAGAAGACAAGACCUAAGAGAGGACAGAACAAAACCAAUGAAAAUGCUUGUUCAGCCGAUAUUCUACAAGAACCUGAACAGAAAACACGAGGUAAGAAGAGGAAAGUUGCAGAACCAGCCAAAGUAGAAGUCGAAAGUAUUAGCAACAAUAUUGAAGAUAAAGCAAUAAAGACUAGACGAAAUGAGAAAGCUGAAGUUGAAGUAACUGUCGAAAAAGACGCGACCAAAGACGUUCAAGAAGUUACCGCGAAACCAGUUGGCAGGCCAAGACGAAAUAAGAAAACCGAACUUGAAGAAACUGUCGAAAAAGAUAAAGCAAUAAAGACUAGACGAAAUGAGAAAACUGAAGUUGAAGUAACUGUCGAAAAAGACACGACCAAAGACGUUCAAGAAGUUGCCGCGAAACCAGUUGGCAGGCCAAGACGAAAUAAGAAAACCGAACUUGAAGAAACUGUCGAAAAAGACAGUGACAAAAACAUUCACGACAAAGCUGUGAAACCAGCUGGCAGGCUAAGGCGGAAUAAGAAAACCGAACUUGAAGAAACUGACGAAAAAGACAGUGACAAAAAUGUUCAAGACAAAGCUGUGAAACCAGCUGGCAGGCUAAGGCGGAAUAAGAAAACCGAUAUUGAAGAAACUGUCGAAAAAGACACUAGCAAAGACAUUGAAUGCAAUGCAGUAAAACCAGCUGGCAGGCGGAAUAAUAAAACAGUUGAAGAAAGCGUCGAGGAAGACAGUGAGAGAGACAUUCAAAACAAAGUAGUGAAGACAGCUAGCAGGCCAAGAAGAAACUUGAAAACCAAAAUUGAAAAAAGUGUUACUUCAGGCGCGAGCAAAACGAAUGUAGAUGAAUCAGUGAAACCAAUCAGCAGAUCCAAGCGAAAUGAGAAGGCUGAAAAUGGAGAAAGUAUUAAGAACAUUAACAAAAGGACCGAAUAUGAAACUGCCAGCAGAUCAGGAGAUAACAAAGAAAAGAAGAUCGAGAAAAAUGACUCUGAAGAUAAACCUAUGAGAAUUACAAGAGGUAAAAAAAAAGUUGUUAACCCUAGCCUUAACGACGAAACCACAAGCAGAAGACCGAAAAAAGAUCAAACUGUUGAAUCUGUGAAAGUUACUAAAGGUAGACAGAAAAGGCUACACUCAAUGAGGAAGAUGUUGAAGAAGAGAAAGAUCCUACCUAUUUUAGGAGACAUCUGUUCAUGGAGGUAGCUGAAUCAAAUGAAGCUACUACGCCUGUUCAGCACCGGCGAUUAAAAAAUAAGAAAGUAAAGGAGAUUGAAGAAGAAGAACCGAAAAGAUCAAGAAGGGCAAAAGGCGAUUACGAGAAAUACGGAGAGGAGUUUGUAUCGGAAAGUCCUUUAACCGCAAAACGACGACGCAAGAAAUAGAAAUAAGAUCUGACAUUAUUUUUAUUUGUUUUAAUGUAAAUAUGUCUUGCGUUUUUAUUCGUAUAGUUUAUUUUUUAUAAAUGCAAUGUUUUAAUAACGAAUUCCUUU